UUGUUGAGAGUUAUUUUUUAAAAUGCAAACUUGGGAUGUCCGGGGAGUUAAAUUUCCUCCGAGUCCACCUCCGAAAAAAACUCUCUAAAUGCACUUCCUUUUCAUCCCUCAGAUUAAGCUGCUGGAAGCUCACUAGCUGAAACCACACUGACAAAAUCUUAACCAAAUUACUAGUAAAUUGCUUUAGGUUCGCGGCGCUGAUUCCGAGUUUUCGGUGCUUUUAGACCAUUUUCUUUUAAGCAGCUUGGACGUUCUCAAUGAAUCGAGCACGGAAUGUCAUUGUGGCUGCUGGCUUAGUGGCUUUCGCUGGAGCAGGCUUGGCAUUUCCCUUUUACAUGGCGUCAUCAAGGAAAGGGCCAGUGAUUGACUCAUCAAAGCCACUGCCACCACAAGCAACUUUUCGAGGGCCUUACAUAAACACUGGCUCACGUGACAUUGGACCCGACCAUCAAACUUAUCCAAAGAAAUGAUUCAUCAUGUGAAAGAUUUUUUCUGGAUGGAAGUAACCCUUGCGCGUUCAUCUGUGUGCUUUCUGAGUUGAAGUUUCUGAAAUUUGGUCUCUCAGACUCAUGGAGCUGGACCAAGAGAUCUAAUUGUUUUAUCUCAUCUAGAUGAGCAAUAUUGAGACUGAUUCAUGGUCAUCAAUAUUUUAAAAUUUGGAAUUGACAGUGAGUAUAAAAUUUCUUUGUAUAAGAACUGUAAGGUGAAAAUAUACUAGUUAAAGCUUAAUAUCUAAUAUAAAUAAACUGUUAUGCGUUCUUUAUUGAGUAU
Messenger RNA from Pistacia vera, 771 nucleotides. RefSeq lists its product as uncharacterized. The record is from RefSeq and is a predicted model, not a curated record. NCBI's taxonomy places the organism in Eukaryota, Viridiplantae, Streptophyta, Magnoliopsida, Sapindales, Anacardiaceae. The coding region runs from base 258 to 470 and encodes 70 amino acids. The transcript is spliced from 3 exons.